AUGGAGAAACACGGAUGGUGCGAUGGCUUUUUUGCCAACGCACCAAAUGAUCAUCGCGGAAAAUCAUCAAAUGGCCUUUUCCUCCUACGAUUGCGAACUUUCGAUUCAAUAAAAAUCGUUCAGACGGGAAUAAAAUGCAAAUUACUCGAUCGAGCCGAGUGCAGAAUAAGAUCCCGGAAUAUUGAUCAGACAGAUUUCAUGUCGCCAAAAAUAAUGCUUAAGUGUGGGAGAGCCAUGCUUCAGCACGAAUGGGACGGCUCGCCCGGAGUGAUACCACAGCGUCCACCAUCCAUACCAUCUCUCAUCUACUACAUAUGUUCGACACAUUCUACACCGCUCGCUCACUGA
Spodoptera exigua (beet armyworm) is the source of this 348-nucleotide messenger RNA. The record is from the annotation of a GenBank genome assembly. Lineage: Eukaryota; Metazoa; Arthropoda; Insecta; Lepidoptera; Noctuidae.